This is a messenger RNA of Tachysurus vachellii, 1614 nucleotides long. RefSeq names its product BCL2 family apoptosis regulator BOK b (gene bokb). Gene Ontology annotation, molecular function: protein homodimerization activity; protein heterodimerization activity. The transcript is spliced from 4 exons. Gene Ontology annotation, cellular component: mitochondrial outer membrane. NCBI's taxonomy places the organism in Eukaryota, Metazoa, Chordata, Actinopteri, Siluriformes, Bagridae. The coding region runs from base 326 to 1006 and encodes 226 amino acids. The record is from RefSeq and is a predicted model, not a curated record. Gene Ontology annotation, biological process: regulation of apoptotic process; intrinsic apoptotic signaling pathway in response to DNA damage; extrinsic apoptotic signaling pathway in absence of ligand.
UUUGCUCACAAACUGAUCUCACAUGUCAUUUCCACCGAGAUGCCUGAAAAAAAAUACAAAUUACGCCUGAACAAAAACCUUUCUUGAAAUAAUUAAGUCGUUUUUUACGGAUUUCUGUGGAUUCAGAAAGUAUUUGGAAAAUGAAGGUUCGCGUGAAAAGUUUUUUGUCCGUUCCUGACCGGCGUUUUACAGAGACACUUGGACCAGACGCUCAUUAGUAUAUAAAGGUAACCGGUGUCUGCGGAGCUUCAUCAGCUUUUAGCAACAUGUUUUACUGUGAGUUUUUCUCACAGUCACUUAAAAUAAACACUGUGUUCGGUACCGAAUGCUGAGCUUAAUGACAAAACGAACAAAAUGGACUCUGAGAGCUGAAAGACAAGUCGGAGACAAGACUGAAAGACACUCAGGAGUGAUGGAGGUGUUUGAACAAAUCCCCACGGAAAGAGAGUUGGUGUUCCAGGCUAGAUUACUGUGUCGGGAGUUUAUGUACUCCAGGAUCACUCGGGAAGGACUGAGCUGGUCUGCUGUGGAUGCUGUUCCUCCUGCAGCUCCUGCAGCUCUCACACACGCAGCUUUGGUGCUCCUCAAGCUGGGUGAUGAACUGGAGAACAUUCAGCCACACGUGUAUCGGAACAUCGCCAAACAGCUGAACAUCUCCGUGGCCUUGGAGGUGGUGGUGACGGACGCUUUUCUGGCUGUAGCCUCUGAAAUCCUCUCUCUCGGAAUCACAUGGGGGAAAGUGGUGGCCAUCUUCGCAGUGGCUGGCGGUCUGGCGGUGGACUGUGUGCGACAUCAGCAUCCAGCUGUAGUGCUUACUAUAGAGGAGAGUCUAGGGGAGUUUGUGAGGAAGAGUCUAGUGCCCUGGCUCAGGAGGAGAGGAGGAUGGAGCGACAUUUUGAAAUGUGUGAGGAACGUAGAGAACCGCUCUCAAUCACACUGGCUCUCGUCAGUUGUUGUGACCUGGAGACACCUUGUGAAGAUGAUCUACAUCUACCUGAUGAAGUAACUGUGAGCCAUCAAGGACUUUUUUAAUUUCAAAAGCUCCAGAUAAACAGACGCUGGUGCCCUCCAGUGGCUCUACUCUGUACUACACUCUUAAAAUCAAUGCUCAGUUUCACUUGAACACGUUCAGUACAAAUUUAACAAAGUAGAUAUAAAUUAUAAUGAUUUAGAGUUGAAAGGGAAAAAAAAUAUUAAACAGGAGAUGCUCCUUUAAUUAAAUGUCCAUAAUAAGGGCAGUUGUGUUCAUUCACACAAUAACAGCAUUAAUAAACAAUUAAAGUUGAUUUAAAUAAAUAUAUUAAUAUUGAAUAUCAUUUCUACUGUACUUUAAGCCACGCCCAUUUAUGAGAGAAGCAGUGGAUUGUCUUCAAGGCUGUCUCUGUUUUUCACAGUUUUAUUUAAUAUUUAUUUUUAUAUAUUUAUAUUUUAGUGCAAUCCUAUUGCUAGCGUGUUGGUCUGAAUCCAACGCUGAGGUUUUUAUACUGUGUGAAAUAUGUUUCUUCUGUUGAGUUUUAUCUUGAUUUUUAUUGCAUGAAUUUUAUUUCUGAUGUUUUCUCACGUUGAUGUGGAGAAUCAUGCUGCACUUUUGGUUUGUGUUGGAGCACUUGAAUA